Phytophthora nicotianae INRA-310 is the source of this 387-nucleotide messenger RNA. RefSeq lists its product as hypothetical. The transcript has a single exon. Bases 1 to 387 code for a protein of 128 amino acids. The record is from RefSeq and is a predicted model, not a curated record. NCBI's taxonomy places the organism in Eukaryota, Oomycota, Peronosporomycetes, Peronosporales, Peronosporaceae.
AUGCGGGAACCCAACCUCACUGAUCAGGAACGUCGGGCAGUCGUUCAGGACAUCCUGCUUGCAUUUAGGGACGGCAAGGUGCCACAUGGAACGUAUGCGAGGCUAGCACGCAAAAACGAGUGCCACAGACACACGGUUGAGCGAAUUUGGGCGCGCUACUGCGGAAAUGUAGCGGACGGUGUUGCUGACGGAGCCCCCGAGAGCAGGAUCAAGCAGAAGCCUGGCCGUAAACCGUAUGAUCGAGCAGAGCUGGCAGCAAAAAUUGGUGCGGUUCCCGUGGCUGACCGCCAGCGAAUCGAACGUACUGCUGCUGCCGUCGGCGUCUCGACAGGGCUACUACAUCUGCUACUCAAAGAAGGCCACAUGACACGUCGUACGACUGUAUAA